Messenger RNA from Wasmannia auropunctata (little fire ant), 2120 nucleotides. It is a transcript of the gene PICK1, whose product is annotated as PRKCA-binding protein. The transcript is spliced from 6 exons. Gene Ontology annotation, cellular component: neuron projection; synaptic vesicle; postsynaptic density. The coding region runs from base 835 to 2061 and encodes 408 amino acids. NCBI's taxonomy places the organism in Eukaryota, Metazoa, Arthropoda, Insecta, Hymenoptera, Formicidae. The record is from RefSeq and is a predicted model, not a curated record. Gene Ontology annotation, molecular function: protein kinase C binding; protein domain specific binding; phospholipid binding. Gene Ontology annotation, biological process: receptor clustering; regulation of Arp2/3 complex-mediated actin nucleation; dendritic spine maintenance.
UACAACGAAAACACUCGACGGGGUUCUAUCCGAGAAAGAGACAGCACUACACCUCCCUUACCGCGGAUUAAACAAUCGAAUUGCCUUGCGCUCCAUCCAUAGAUUCUUAGAUCCAUGCGUCCGGACACUCCGGACGUUAAUACGGAACGCACCCUUGGACUCACUUGCGGCUUACAAAGAACAAAGGCAUUCCACCUUCAUAUACUCAAAGGUUGAGAUACGGUCAUACGUUAAUUGUCAUGGUGUCGUGUUUUAUCAGUCAUUACAUAUUGUUAUCUCUGGUUUUUUAUUUAAAUGUGAAAACGCAUGAGAGGCACAUCGAUUUAUCUCGAGUUACCUUAAAAUAAUAACUUAAUAUAUUAACAAGUAUGACUGGCUUGGGCAUGGACUUUGAAGAUGAUUUCUUUUUUGAAGAGGAUAAAAUUCCUAAUGUGCUUUUUUUUUGGUCGUAAAAUGCAUGUCUGAAUGCCACGGUGCGGUGGAAAAGUUUAACAAGCGAUUCGACUAUUCCAACAACAUUUGCAAAUACUAGCAUGCUUCAAAGUCUGAAGAAAUUAUAACUUUGGAUAAAACGUCUAUCGCUCUGACCACCGUACCAUCGGCUAGCAUGGAAACGUAUCAGCUGACUGUGAUGGAAGAUCGCAUGUAUGCACUAUUAUAUUGAUUUUUUAUACUUCUUUUUGCUUCUAUCUUUUUUCAUACCAAAUUUCACUUUGUUGCAAUAUUUGGAACCUAGACCAGAUAUAAUAUUGGUUACACAAGAUUGAUAUGUACAGCAGCAACCCAUCAACUAUUUGUAAAUUUUGUUAUGUAUUAAGCAUUUCAUCAUGAAAAAUGUUAAUAGCACCAAGGGGUAUGACAAUUACAUCUGGGAAUGUCAUAAUACAGAAAGAUACUAGUAAUCUAAUCGGUAUAAGCAUCGGCGGCGGCGCACCACUUUGUCCAUGUCUUUAUAUUGUACAAAUUUUCGACAAUACACCUGUUGCUGUAGACGGUACUCUUCAAGCAGGCGAUGAACUUGUGGCAGUGAAUGGAGCAUCAGUAAAGGGUAAAACUAAAGUGGAGGUUGCAAAAAUGAUACAAUCCUGCGAUUCGCAAGUCAGUAUUAAUUAUAACAAAUUACAUGCCGAUCCAAAACAAGGUCGUACGCUCGAUAUCGCUCUAAAAAAGGUAAAGCAUAGAUUAGUCGAAGGGAUGGGUAGCACUACGGCUGAUGCACUUGGACUAUCGCGAGCCAUUCUUUGUAAUGAUGCUCUUGUCCAAAGAUUGAUGAUGUUAAAACGCACGGAAAAUUUCUAUAGAGGUCUCGUUACGCAUGCUAAAGCUACAUUACAUGCUUUUUUCGAUCUAACACAAAUUUAUAAAGUAUUUGGAGAUGCUUUUGCCGCCAUAGGAGUUAGAGAACCGCAGCCGCGUGCCAGCGAGGCCUUUAGACAAUUUGGAGAGCAGCAUAGACAAAUGGAAAAGUUUGGUAUGAUGAUGUUAAAGACCCUGAAACCAAUACUGAGUGACUUGGGAACAUAUCUUAACAAAGCCAUACCAGAUACAAGGUUAACCAUUAGCAAGUACGCCGAUGCAAAAUUUGAAUAUCUGUCCUACUGUUUGAAAGUGAAAGAAUUAGAUGACGAAGAGCAGAGCUGCGCCGCUCUACAAGAGCCUCUUUAUCGCGUGGAAACGGGCAAUUAUGAAUAUCGUUUGGUACUGAGGUGCCGACAAGAAGCUCGUGCGAGAUUCGCAAAGCUUCGUUCGGACGUGCUAGUAAAGUUGGAAUUGUUGGACAAUAAACAUGUUCAAGAUGUUGUGUGGCAGUUGCACAAGUUUGCGGCAGGUCUAGCCAAAUAUUACGCCAAUACACGGGAUUUAUUAUCAACAGUAACAUUAUUCCCGGUUGAAGUAGACUUAUCGCAUUCUGCAUUUCAGUACAAAUCUACUGGGCCGCAAACUUUAACGGAUUCAAGUGAAGACGUCGAAGAAUACGAAUCAGAUGAAAAGCAGAACAUAAAUGAAGAACUCCUCAUUGAUACGUCAAAUUUCCCACCGGAUUCAACCAAUAAUACAUAGCAAUACUUAUUACGUUUCUAAAAAAAUUUCAGGAUGAAUAAAAUCUUUAUUAUAAUCUA